Molecule: messenger RNA, 1302 nt
Organism: Penicillium riverlandense
Lineage: Eukaryota; Fungi; Ascomycota; Eurotiomycetes; Eurotiales; Aspergillaceae
Exons: 5
Coding region: 1-1302 (433 amino acids)
Biological process (GO): phospholipid biosynthetic process
Cellular component (GO): membrane
Molecular function (GO): phosphotransferase activity, for other substituted phosphate groups
Source: RefSeq, a predicted model, not a curated record
AUGAUCGGCAUUUAUGUUUGGCGACUUACGGAGGAUAUGUUUCUUGCAGAGACCCAAGACUCGCUUUCGGAUGACGCCCUCCUACCCCUGCGGUCCUACAAGUACUCCAGCGUGGAUAAGUCGUUCAUUUCGCGGUAUAUUCUGAAGCACUACUGGAAUGCCUUUGUCGAAGUGUUGCCCAUGUGGAUGGCUCCCAACAUGGUGACCCUUCUUGGGUUCGUGUUCAUCGUAGUCAACGUGUUUUUCAUUGGGCUUUUCAUGCCAGAUCUCGUGGGACCGGGUCCCGCCUGGUUGUACUUUAGCUUCGCCCUAGGGGUUUGGAUGUAUUCAACUUUGGACAACGUCGAUGGCAAACAGGCGCGACGAACGGGGACAUCUAGCGGACUCGGGGAGCUCUUCGACCAUGGGAUUGACUCUUUGAAUUGCACUCUAGCCAGUCUGCUGGAGACGGCUGCUAUGGGGUUCGGUGCCUCGCAACUGGGUGCCUGGACUGCCCUGGUACCGUGUCUGGCGAUGUACUUCUCGACCUGGGAAACCUUCCACACGCACACUCUCUACCUCGGCUAUUUUAAUGGCCCAACUGAGGGUCUUCUCAUCGCCAUCGCCAUCAUGAUUGCCUCGGGCAUUUGGGGUCCCGGUAUUUGGUCGCAGCCGAUCACGAAUUUGAUCAACAUUCCCCAACUCUUUGGCACCAACUCCGUCCGCGACCUUUGGCUCCCAAUUCUUCUCGGUGGAUUUUUCCUGGCCCACCUUCCGGGAUGUGUGUACAAUGUUGCCUCCGCACGCAAGAGGCAGGGGUUGCCGUUCACCCCGUUGCUGAAGGAAUGGCUGCCCAUGGUCCUGUUCACCCUGUGCAAUAUUGCCUGGCUUUUCUCGCCGUACUCGACUAUUCUAUCCGAGAACCAUCUGGUCCUUUACUGCUGGGCCAUCUCGUUUGUCUUUGGGCGGAUGACCACUAUGAUCAUCCUGGCGCAUCUGCUGAAGCAGCCGUUCCCUUACUGGACUGUCCUGCAGGCUCCGGUCAUCUUUGGAGCUGCGCUAGCCAACCUGCCGCGGAUUGGGUUGCCAGCGAUCAGCGCUGGGUUUGAGCUGUGGUACCUGCGCUUGUUCUGUUUGUUUGCCUUUGUGAUCUAUAUGCACUGGGCAGUCCUCGUCAUCAACCGCAUCACUACGUUCCUGGGGAUCAACUGUCUCACCAUUCGCAAAGACAAGGCCGUCGCUCGGGAACGAGUAUAUCAGCAUUUUGGAGAGUCCGAACCCGGCGAGGUUAGUGACAGCUCAGAUGGCAUCAAGAGCCAUUAG